Messenger RNA from Scleropages formosus (Asian bonytongue), 2591 nucleotides. RefSeq names its product ELAV-like protein 2. NCBI's taxonomy places the organism in Eukaryota, Metazoa, Chordata, Actinopteri, Osteoglossiformes, Osteoglossidae. Gene Ontology annotation, cellular component: ribonucleoprotein complex. The record is from RefSeq and is a predicted model, not a curated record. The transcript is spliced from 8 exons. Gene Ontology annotation, molecular function: RNA binding. The coding region runs from base 369 to 1538 and encodes 389 amino acids.
CACACGCUGGUUUCCUCUGCACUCAGUGAUGUCGUCCGUCCUGGUGGUCGUCCUGUAAGAGAGGGAGACCCGAGCCGCUUCCUUUUUAGGGUUUUCUUCUGUUCCUUUUUUAUUUACCCCCCCUCCUUUCUUUCUGUUGUUAUGUUUUAGAACAUUUAAUACCUUUGCGUGUGUGACGUCUGGCUUUUGUUUUUAAAUAAAUAUUUUAUUUCAUGAAUCCUGUUUAUUUGUGUUGGAAUUUUCAUUUAAUAGGGGAUUUGCUUUUUGCAUUGUUUAUUAUUUGAAUGCUUGUCUGUUGAAAGAGAGUGCUGUAUUUUGGCUAACACUAAGGACCUCCGUAACUUUCAUUAGAAACGACAUCAACUAACAUGGCAGUCAGACUGUGCGAUGUGGCCUCUCUGCUUAGAAGUGGUUCGUGGGCAGCAGAGCCUUGGACUGGGCAGGUCAUCGCAGCCAUGGAGACACAGCUUUCCAAUGGACCCUCUUGUAACAACACAACCAACGGCCCCACCACAGUGUCAAACAACUGCUCCUCUCCUGCAGAGUCAGGAAGCAUAGAGGACAGUAAAACUAACUUAAUAGUGAACUAUUUGCCUCAAAAUAUGACACAAGAAGAGCUGAGGAGUUUGUUUGGGAGCAUUGGUGAAAUUGAAUCCUGUAAAUUAGUACGAGACAAAAUCACAGGACAAAGUCUAGGGUAUGGAUUUGUGAACUACGCAGAGCCAAAAGCUGCAGAGAAAGCUAUUAAUACACUAAAUGCUCUGAGACUGCAAACCAAGACCAUCAAGGUUUCCUAUGCCCGUCCGAGCUCGGCGUCCAUCAGAGACGCCAAUCUGUACGUCAGCGGACUGCCGAAAACCAUGACUCAGAAGGAGCUGGAGCAGUUCUUCUCCCAGUAUGGCCGCAUCAUCACCUCCCGCAUUCUGGUGGACCAGGUGACCGGUGUCUCCAGAGGGGUAGGAUUCAUCAGAUUUGACCGGCGGACCGAAGCCGAGGAAGCCAUCAAGGGCCUCAAUGGGCAGAAGCCCCCCGGUGCCGCGGAACCAAUAACGGUGAAGUUCGCCAACAACCCAAGCCAGAAGACCACCCAGGCGCUGCUCUCUCAGCUGUACCAGACAUCCAGCAGGAGGUACUCUGGACCCCUGGCACAGCAAGCACAGCGCUUCCGGUUGGACAGUAUCCUGAACAUGGCUUAUGGUGUGAAGAGCAGAUUUUCUCCCAUGACCAUCGAUGGUGUCACCAGCUUGCCUGGCAUCAACAUCCCGGGGCACACAGGAAGCUCAUGGUGCAUCUUCGUGUACAACCUGGCACCAGAUGCGGACGAGAGCAUCCUGUGGCAGAUGUUUGGUCCGUUUGGAGCCGUGACGAAUGUGAAGGUCAUCCGCGAUUACAGCACCCACAAGUGCAAAGGCUUCGGCUUCGUCUCCAUGACGAAUUAUGAAGAGGCAGUCAUGGCCAUCGCGAGCUUGAACGGAUACCGUCUUGGGGACAGAGUUCUGCAAGUCUCAUUUAAAACUAACAAAACGCACAAAGCUUAAUGUCUUAGCAACAUUUAAGAGGGAGGGGAAUAAACUUUAUACAUUAGUAAAAGUCUCUUUGUAAGUCGGUUCAGUUACAAAGAAUUGAUGUUUAGCGUCGUGUUUUUUUUUUUUUUUUUUUUUUAUUAUUAUUAAUGCUGACUUAAUAUAUAGUUUCAAAUGAAGAGAGGUGUUUUACCUGGCGUUGCAUUCUAAUGCCUUCUUUAAAGUAACUUUUUAAUGUUUUUUCUUUUUUGUGGUUUUGUUGCAUAUAUGCUUUGGAAAAAGUCUUGUAAGGCAUUGUAAGGUGGUUUUUCUUUAUUUUUAUUGUCAGUUUGCCUUGGGUGCACUUGCCUCUAAGUGAUAAAUAGAAAGUACUUUGAAUCACUGCUGUUUGUGUAUUUCUGUUUGCCAGUUAAACUGCUUUGUUGUGUUAUUAGUUGGUUUAUUGGUUGGCUACAAAAUGUUGCUUAUCGUACGAUUACAGGAGACAACUUUUCUAAAGCAGUACCUUGCCAAAGAGCUAGGAACCUCUUUGAUGUGGGUUUAAAGAAGCAUCUAUUUUUAUAAAAAGAACAAUUUGGAGAAACUUUUUACCGGACCUGGAACAAAUAUUUUGACUUGGAUACUUUGGGAAAAAGAUAUCUUCAUAUAACACAUUGCAAGCUUUUGAACUUUACCAGGAACUUUGCUGUGGUUGAAAUUUCUGGAGAGCUUUAUGAUCUAAAAGGUACCUUUUGAGAUCUUUGUAUUCAGAUUCUAAAAACGAAUGGAUUUAUUAGUUAAUUGGUGUCCGUUUUAUUUGUACAAUCAUCAGUGAGUUGUGCGGCCAUCUCCGUUUGUGACAAGCAGCUCACGUUUUUGUGUAUUAUUUUGGAAUAGGAGUAGUGCAAAGUUAAACUUCAUAGAAACGCAUAUCAAGUAGAAUGUGUGGGGGAGGAGGUCAAAGGGGAAAGUAAAUCAGUUCUUCCGAUAGGAUUCCCUUCAGAGAAGCCCACUGGUCAGUAGUGCAUUUUCUGUUACAGGCCUUUUUUUGUGUUUUUCCUGCUUUGAACAAGGUGACACCUAUUUGAG